This is a messenger RNA of Xiphophorus maculatus (southern platyfish), 585 nucleotides long. Its product is annotated as phospholipase A2 inhibitor and Ly6/PLAUR domain-containing protein-like. Lineage: Eukaryota; Metazoa; Chordata; Actinopteri; Cyprinodontiformes; Poeciliidae. The transcript is spliced from 5 exons. Bases 1 to 585 code for a protein of 194 amino acids. The record is from RefSeq and is a predicted model, not a curated record.
AUGUUCCUCUUCACUUUGGUGCUCGUGGUGCUGUUUCUACCGGAAGCUGACAACCUGAAAUGUAAAUGUGUACCUGGCCCCUACGUAAAUUGCUAUGCAGAAACAACUGAAUGUCCCUCACAGAACUAUAGUUGUUUAGUAGCAACAGAAGUCUAUUUUUCAGAUGGUGCAAAGAUUGAGCGCAACUACAAAGGUUGCAUUAUAUCUGAACUGUGUCUUAGCUACUCUGUCAACUUUGGAGCUGAAAGAAUUGUACAAAACAGCAAGUGCUGCAGUGAAGAUCUCUGCAACGCUCGGAUUAACUACACAAAACCUGAGUACAAUUCCACUACAAAUGGAAAAAAGUGCUUCAGUUGUGACGGAGAAAACUGCACAAAAACCCUUAACUGUGCAGGGGAUGAAAACUCCUGCUUUAAAGUAACAGAAAAUGUAGCUGGAGUAAGUCUGACGCUGAAGGGAUGUGCCUCUGAGUCGGUGUGCUCAGAUAGGGCAGCUUCACUGGUGAAUCAGAUCACUGGAUCAAAUAUUAGCUGCUGCCAGAGUGACUACUGCAACGGCGCCAGCAGCACCAGCAGCACUUUUUAA